AUGGCUGUAUGUCACCGCUGUAAGGGUAGGUGUCUGAUGUUCGCAUCAGCGUUAUUUAAUAAUAACAACAACGAUCCGGACACACCAACGUUUGCCAUGUUGAACAGCAGCCGUAAGCGGCCCAGUUCCGACUUUAUGGAUAUGGAUGCGGAUUUCAAAGAAGUUUUCAGUCCGACAAAAAUUGACUCUUGUCUCUCGUCGCCGUCCGUCUCCGACGACGUCAUAGAUUUAUCUGUCAGCGACCGUAAGCGUACGCACUUUUGCUUCGACGCGAUGAGUGUCAGAUCAUUGCAAGAGUCGUUGCUGUCGGUGUCGGUACCAUCGGUGGCGAAAACGAAGCUGGAAUCUCCGGUGGUCAGAGAGCGCAGCCACUCGGACAGCGACACGGUCAUCAUCGCCAAGCGGGUCACGUCGGAUAAGACGUCGUUCGAGGACGACAGCUAUAAACACCUGUAUAAAAAACGUCUGCUGCGAAAAUACACCAAUGAGUGCUACAGCGGUGCGACGGCGAUUACCACGACCAUUACUGACGAUGAUCAGGCAAUGCACAGCAACAGCAGCAGCAGAAGCGACGGCGGUGACAACGACGACAUAAAAUCGCUAGUCUCGUCGAAAGUGGUGCCAGCUGUAGCCGCCGUACCUAGUCGCCAUGGUGUCAUGAUCAGCGGCAUCUACGCCGAACUACGGACCAACGAAGCAGCGAUGAGACGCGUUUUACCUAGCAAGGGAAACUGCAUACUGCCUUGUGCCGGUCGCAGGUUGUUCGAAAACGGUCAGCUGACGACGAAGAAAACUCUCGAUUCUAACCGAACGGGUCUGAAGGCACAGUCAUCGUCCCAGUGGAAGUCGUACAAGUGCGCCAUAUGCACAAAGGCGUUUGGUCGCAGCGAUAUGCUGACCAGGCAUAUGAGACUUCACACCGGCAUCAAACCGUACGAAUGCCAUACUUGUGGCCAGUUGUUUUCGAGAAGUGACCAUCUGAGCACGCACAAAAGAACGCACACGGGAGAAAAGCCCUAUCAUUGCCCAUUGUGUGCUUACGCCGCUAGCCGCAAGGACCUGAUCACUCGCCAUGUCAGAACGCACAACCAUCUGAGGAAAAAGAAUUCUUGGAACAAAUACUUCGGAGUUGUUCAAGAAACGACCGAACAUCACAUCUGUAGUACGUUCGUUUCUGUCAUAAGACCUGUCGGCUCUGCGUAA
Messenger RNA from Soboliphyme baturini, 1203 nucleotides. NCBI's taxonomy places the organism in Eukaryota, Metazoa, Nematoda, Enoplea, Dioctophymatida, Soboliphymatidae. The record is from the annotation of a GenBank genome assembly.